GUCCAUCCGUUCAAACGCACAAUAACAACAUUGUCAUAUCAUCUGUCAUAUUAUCAAUCCAUCCAACAUGCAGUCUAUUAAAGUCACAAGUUCAGCACUUCUGUUGGCAGUGCUAAUGGUUUGUUGCAUGCAGCAGAUUGCGUCAGCUGGAUACAAUUUUGGAUAUGGCGUGAACGAUCCGGCCACCGGUGACAUCAAGGACCAACAGGAGACGAAGAACGGUGACCAGUUGACAGGCUACUACCGAUUGUUGGACUCAGACGGUUUGGUCAGAACAGUGAACUACCAAUCGCAUCCAUUGACUGGUUUCACAGCCCAAGUCAACAGGGACCCAAUCGGUUUGGAAGGUCAAGCCAAAUACCGUUCGGCGGAGGCUGCACAACAAGCUCGUACUUCAUGGCCUUCCAAUCUGCGCGCGCCCCUUGUACCCAGCAACCAAUACUUACGUUAUGACGAUGGCACAGGGUACGGACCUCUGGAAGGUUACCAACAGUGGUGAUAGGUAUCCAUUGGAACUAUCAUUCAUAGAUCACACUCAACCUAUGUUACAGUUUAGUAUAUACCUAUUCACUGGAACAUUGUAAGAUGUGUGUAAUAAUACAUUAUUUGUUAUUAUAUCUUUUUUCAUUACUACCACAAAUACACAAUAUUAUGCUGUUUAACAUUUAAAAGUAUGCCUUCUUUUUUAAAUUGUUAUCUUAAUAUACCAUUGCCAAUAAU
This is a messenger RNA of Metopolophium dirhodum (rose-grain aphid), 720 nucleotides long. RefSeq names its product larval/pupal rigid cuticle protein 66-like. The coding region runs from base 68 to 499 and encodes 143 amino acids. The record is from RefSeq and is a predicted model, not a curated record. Lineage: Eukaryota; Metazoa; Arthropoda; Insecta; Hemiptera; Aphididae. The transcript is spliced from 2 exons. Gene Ontology annotation, cellular component: extracellular matrix.